AUGAAAGCGGGUAGCCACAUAAAUGCUCUAUGGUUUAUCAAAAAACGUGGCAUAUUUGGCUCUAUUUAUAUUCUGACAUAUUUAUUAUUAUCAACAUUAGUCUCCUUCAAGGAUGCAACCCAUGACAGUUUUUAUGAUAAUCCGUUAUGGUAUCGUUUAGUUUACAUGUCAUUGAUAUUUACGUUAUUUCGUUGUCGUUUUUAUUCGGCUUGGUUAUUAGCCGAAUCUAUGUGUAUUACUUCAUCGUUUGGUGCCUAUCCAUUAAAAAGUAAACCUAAACCAGGACAAGGACCCACCGAUCUUAUGGCAUUGAAACAAGCGUACGAGUUAGCGCCAAACAAUAUUGAAUACGAUUUUGAAACAGUUCAUAAUAUUGAUGACUACAUGUGUGAAACAGCUUUAACAGUUCGAGAAGUGUUACGUUAUUGGAAUAUGACUGUACAAUAUUGGAUGGCAACCUAUGUGUAUAGAAGAAUUAAAUGGAAAAAAUUUGGUCAACCAAUUACAAUGGGUGUCAGUGCAUUUUGGCAUGGAAUUCAUGGCGGUUACUACUUGUCAAUGUUGACAACAACUCCUUGUAUCAUGACUGAAAAUGUGAUGGAAGCUGCUGUUAGACGUCGUCUUCAGAAUCGAACUUAUAUACGUAUUUACGACUUUUUCUCGUGGGUAUUUCGUACACGCCAAUUUGAUUAUAUGAGUAUGGGUUUUAUUUUAUUGCGUUUUGAUCUGACUAUAAGAUAUUGGAAAUCAGUUUAUUUUAUUGGUCAUAUUGCGUGUUUAGUACUUUAUAGUGUUGGUAUGAUAUUACUACGCUUAAGACCAAAAUCAAAACAUACAAAAGUUCAACAAGAUAUGGGCAUUGGUCAGCAGCCAAAAGCAUCCUCAGAACAACAUGGGAGAUUAUUGAAAGAAGAAAACAAGACAUUUUAG
Messenger RNA from Didymodactylos carnosus, 930 nucleotides. Lineage: Eukaryota; Metazoa; Rotifera; Eurotatoria; Philodinida; Philodinidae. The record is from the annotation of a GenBank genome assembly.